AUGGUGCCGAGAGAAAUAUUGGAAGAUAUACCUACACCUCCUCAGGUGAAGGGAUGGAGAAUCUUCACAAUUGCUUUCUUAGCUUGUAUGGGAGCUUGUAUGUUUGGGUACAAUCUGGGAGUCAUUGGAGGAUGUAUCACGCUUCCAAAUUUCCAUGAGGAAUUCCACCUCCCUCCUAAUGGAACAGAGGAGUACAACUUUAUUGUAGCAAAUAUCGUUUCUUGCUUUCAGGGAGGAACGUUCUUUGGUGCCCUGAUGGGCUAUCCAUUAACUGAACGCUUUGGCCGGAUACCGACCUUACGAGUUGCAUCAUUGAUAUUCAUUGUUGGCUCAGCCAUGCAGGCUUGGGCAAAUGGGUCAUUGGAAUUAAUGUAUAGUGGUCGAUUCAUUGCCGGCCUAGGAAUUGGUGGAACCUCCUUACUUAUCCCUCUCUACCUCUCUGAGAUAUCACCACCCUCAAUUCGUGGGUUUUUAGUCGGCAUGCACGAGAUUCUUAACCAGAUUUCAUCCUGCGGUGGCUUCUGGGUCAAUUAUGGAACUCUUCCACUAUCGGGAUCUAAUCAAUGGAGGAUACCGCUCGCUAUUCAAGUCGUGCCUGGAGGCCUACUGUUUAUAGCAUGCUUUAUCAUUCCUGAGUCACCGAGAUUUCUCAUUAGGAAGGAGCGUUUUGAGGAGGCAGGGAGAGUUUUGUGUAGAAUUAGAAAUUUACCAUUGGAGCAUGAGUAUUUAAGGAAGGAAUUUUUAACAAUCAAGAACCAGGCAGCAAUGGAGAAGAUCGAGGGGACGGAAGCCAAUUCUAACGGGAAAGGACUUUCAAAAAUAUUUGGGCCAGGGGAUUUGAAAAGAUUGGGGGUUGGUGUUUUAAUGAUGGUUGCACAACAAUGCACCGGUGUUAACGCAAUGAACUACUAUUCACCGUCUAUCUUCAAAAGUAUCGGAUUUGGUGGUACAAAUGUCACAUUGUUUGCAACCGGCAUAUACGCGAUUGUCAAAUCGAUUGCGACACUUUUAUCAUUAAUGUUCUUUAUUGAUCGUACCGGCCGACGCAAGCUCUUGUUUAUAGGUGCCGGCGGUGCAUCUUUAUCUAUGUGGUAUAUUGGGGCCUAUAUCAUCGCAGCCAAAGUAGAUCCAGAUCAUCCACAAAACAGAAAUGCAGCGGCGUGGGUCGGAAUUGUGAUGGUCUAUAUUUAUGCUAUGUUUUUCUCAAUUGCGUGGAACGCGAUUCCUUGGAUUUAUUGCUCCGAGAUUUUCCCGGGCCGUAUUCGUGCCCUCUGUGUUUCGAUUACUACUGCAACUCAAUGGCUAGGUCAAUUCGUCAUUGCUCGCGCAACUCCCUAUAUGAUAUCAAACAUAGGUGGCGGAACAUAUAUGUUCUUUGCCGCAUGUAUGGUGGUCAUUAUUGGGUGGGUGUACUUUUUUGUUCCAGAAACGAAAGGAAGGACACUAGAGAGUAUGGAUGAAUUAUUUGGAGUAGAUAGAACCGCUGCUGCUAUGAGAGCUCAGGCAAAGGUGGAUGAAAUGAACGAGAAGAAGGAGGCAGAGGUUGAGAAGAAGAUGGAGAUGGAGGUUGUUUGA
This is a messenger RNA of Morchella importuna, 1575 nucleotides long. RefSeq lists its product as uncharacterized. Gene Ontology annotation, molecular function: carbohydrate:proton symporter activity. The record is from RefSeq and is a predicted model, not a curated record. The coding region runs from base 1 to 1575 and encodes 524 amino acids. Gene Ontology annotation, biological process: transmembrane transport; carbohydrate transport. The transcript is spliced from 7 exons. Lineage: Eukaryota; Fungi; Ascomycota; Pezizomycetes; Pezizales; Morchellaceae. Gene Ontology annotation, cellular component: membrane.